Coffea arabica (coffee) is the source of this 1278-nucleotide messenger RNA. Its product is annotated as (-)-isopiperitenol/(-)-carveol dehydrogenase, mitochondrial-like. Lineage: Eukaryota; Viridiplantae; Streptophyta; Magnoliopsida; Gentianales; Rubiaceae. The record is from RefSeq and is a predicted model, not a curated record.
UAAAAACCUAGUAGGAUCACUUGUGAGAGCCAAAGCAUGCGGAACAUAUAAACACCAUCCACAUUUUUGGCCUAUUCUGAUUAAAGAAAAUGACAGAACCAGCAUCGACUUCAGCAACAAAAAAGCUAGAAGGCAAAGUUGCGAUAGUAACCGGUGGAGCCAGCGGAAUUGGGGAAGCAACAGCACAUCUUUUUGCUGAAAAUGGUGUGAAGGCUGUUGUAGUUGCCGAUAUACAAGAUGACAAGGGCCGACUCGUCACUGAAUCCAUUGGUUCACACCAGUGCAGCUAUUUCCAUUGUGAUGUUAGUGAUGAAAAUCAAGUCAAGGCCUUGGUGGAGUGGACGGUUCAAACCUAUGGCCAGCUUGAUAUCAUGUUUAGCAACGCUGGCAUAGUAAGUCCCUCUGAUCAGACCGUACUUAACCUCGAUUUCUCACAAUUCGAUCGUUUGUUUGAUAUCAAUGCCCGUGGUAUGGCUGUCUGUGUGAAGCACGCUGCACGAGUAAUGGUGGAGCAGGGGGUGAAGGGAAACAUUGUUUGUACAACAAGUGUGGCAGCCAGCAGGGGAGGAGUUAUUCGGACCGAUUACAUAAUGGCGAAGCAUGCAGUUCUUGGACUAGUUAGGUGCGGGAGUCAGCAACUUGGAGUUCAUGGAAUUAGAGUAAACAGCGUUUCCCCUUCUGCCAUUGCAACGCCGUUGACAUCUAAUUGUGUGCGAAGAACUAGAGGAAAGGAUAUUGGGAAGGUUUACGGGCCGCUUACUAGCUUGAAGGGAAUUGCCUUGACAGUUAGACAUGUUGCAGAAGCAGUGCUGUUCUUAGUUUCUCAGGACUCUGCAUUCAUCACUGGUCAUGAUUUGUCGGUGGACGGAGGAUUGAUUAGUCUUCCUGGUCCAAACAAUUGAUUGAUUUUGUCUGCAAACGAAGUCGAUGUCAUCAGAUGAGGUUUCCCUUAUUAAUUGGUCGCUGUAUUGGGAGCCAGUGAUAUAUUGUGGUCAAUAUUUCAGAAAACCUUCUUUGGAUCAGCCAUGGUUUUGUAUCAUUUUAUUGACAGUAUAUCAUUAGCUUUUGGUUUCAAAAUAUUAAGCAAAACCUUUACGAGGAUGCAGGGAAAAGGUAAAUCUCAACCAAAUAAUUCAAUGUUUUAGAGUUGCUUGGUUUGAUCACUUUGGUGUGGCGUCUUUGGGAAUCUAAAUGCUGUAAUUUUCAAGUACUUGUCAUCAAGAGCAUUUUAACGGACUGUUUGUCUCAACCAAAUAUAUAUAAUAGUUGUUACUUACA